GAUUGAUUUUUACGUCACCAUUCAAGUGGUUGUCACGGCGCAACAUUUGAACACAGCGUCGUAAAAAUUAGUGUUUUUUGGUUUUAAAGUGUUACAGAAUGCAUGUGACUACCUCAUAGUAAACUAAAAUAAUUUUGUAAACAUUUAAAUAAAGUGAAUUUUAUAUUAAUAUAAAUUUUCCGCUUAAAGCGAAAAGAAAGAGGUGUGAAAAAGAAUAAUCCAAAAUGUCGAUAAACUUGGAUGAGCCCAAGUAUGACCAGAAGACGUAUUGGGGUCGCGCCAAACACUUUAUACUUCUCACCAACCCAUUAAACGCUUUUGCGUCAGAGAAGUCACUCAAUGAAGCGAAGAGAGUCGUGGAUGAGUACAGGAGAACGAGGUCUAUGCCAAACGGAUACAAUGAAGACAAACUAUGGGCUGCCAAAUACCUGUACGACAGCGCGUUCCACCCCGACACAGGCGAGAAAAUGAUCAGAAUUGGCCGCAUGUCUGCGCAGGCGCCUAUGAACACACUCAUCACUGGAUGUAUGAUAACUUUCUACAAGACAAAGCCAGCUAUUAUAUUCUGGCAGUGGGCCAAUCAGACGUUUAACGCUUUGGUCAACUACACUAACCGAUCCGGAGACGCAGUUUUAUCUACGCCGCAGUUGAUGGCGUCUUACUGCGCGGCUUGUGGUGGUGCACUCAGCACUGCCUUGUACCUCAAUAGCAAAGUUAAGGGCAUGAACCCUCUCUACGCGCGUUUGGUGCCCUUCGCAGCAGUAUGCGGUGCUAACUUCAUCAAUAUCCCCAUGAUGAGGAGCAAUGAAAUAAUGAACGGUACGCCGGUGUUCACCCCGGACGGCCAAAGGGUAGGAGACUCGAAGGUCGCGGCGGUGACGGGCAUCCUUCUAGUCUGCAUAUCUAGAGUGGGCAUGGCUUUACCUGGAAUGACGAUGGUGCCCAUUUUAACACAGACGGCGAUUAAGAAGAAACUGUUCUCCGCGACUUCGUUGGCCAUCGUUCCCUUCCAGUUGUCGCUGGUGUGUCUUUGUGUCACCUUUGCCACGCCUCUAGGCUGCGCCUUCUUCGAACAGAAAGCAAACAUCAGUAUCAACCGUCUUGAGGGUAACUUAAAGGAAAGGGCUUUACAACUAUCGCCAAAGACGGACACAGUGUACUACAACAAGGGUUUGUAAGGAUUGUAAGCAGCUCUAGAUAGAUCCUUAGGUAUACGGUCUUUGUAUUGUCUGAUGGUUAUUGUAAUGACAUUAUGGGUCGAUGACAUGAAGACAGGUUUUUAUAUCGUUAAAAUCUAAUCAUUAUUUGCGAUAAAUUAUGUCACACAUUUAACCCUUAGUUUUAAAGUGGGUAAUUAAUGUACCUACUGUUCAAGCCAUGUAUUUAAAAAAAAAACAAUAAUACUUUAUAAUUAUAAUAAAAAUGUCAUUACAAUACCCACCAAAUAAUAAAAGUACUAUAAUACCCUAUUAUGCUAGGUAAAUGCCGCUCAGUUCUCAGUGCUAGUUCUACAAUGGAGUCGCAAUAUACGGUCGCCUACAAUAGAAAUGUCAAUGUAUAGGAUUACCUACCUAGGCUUUGACAUAUCAUGUCAAUGUAUAAGAUUACCUACCUAGGCUUUGACAUUUUCCUGUCAAUGUCAAUCCUAUUACAUUGAUUGUGCUAUUCUGUUUAAGUCAUGCAUUAUUUUUGCUACUAGCAUAAUCCUACGUGCUACGUUACUUAGACCAGGUUAUAGAAUCUCCCCACAGCGUUACCAUUCCAUUUAUUUAAAAACCAAUGGUCGUAGGUACUUUAACGUAGAGGUAAACGUAACAUUGCAACUUAGAAAUGUCAAUUCUAGAGGUUAUUAACAUUAGAUUUGUUUUUGAAUGACAAAUUUUAUAGGUCUAUAGACAUUAGUUGCAUCUAAUAACGUUGAUACCUUCGAAAAAGAAGUGAGUUUGGGAAAUGUUGCAUUUAAGUUUUUUAUACAAUUUUCUACGUAAUGUUGCCUACCAAAUUGUCUAGAAUGGUCUGUCUAAGUUCAUUGAUAUUACGGUCAUUCCAAGGAUAGUUUGUCUCAAGAGCGUAUUUCAGAAAAACAGUUCAUAUUAUGCUAUUGUUACGAUAAUGUUUAUGACUACAAGCGUUUUGAGUGAAAAGAUAAAUGUAUAUCCACUUGUUUAUUUUAUUUUGGUAAGGCUUUAGACGCACUACGAUAUUACUCCGUGGCCAAUUUUAUGCAAGAGCAACCGUAAAACCAAUUACCGUGCGUGCUACGAUUAGAAAUCUCUUCCUUUGGUUGGUUCCUUUUAGAUUAAAUAUUAUGUCUGUUCUUCCUUUAUACAAUUUUUGGGUAUUGCUGUACUGCAUAUUGCAGUGCGGCUUAGCCUUUUUUUUAUUACGGGGAGAAACAUUCAAAAGGGCCCAGCUUUAUGGGGGGAAAGACUAGGGAGGUGUGGGAUGUUUACCUCACUAACACCACCCUGGUCACCACCCUCAACACUAUUACAAUGGGGCACCGAGUCCUCUAAUUAGACCUGCUCCGAAGCCCCCAUGGUAGUGCGGCUUAGCCUUUACUUUAAAUUAAAACCAAAAAGCAUUAAUAUUGCGAUAGCAUAAUCGUGCAUUUUUUAUGAACAAAACUUGCACGAGCUUGUUUUACCAACAGUUUGUAGCAGUAGGCUUGUUGGUUUUUUUAUAUAUAUUUUAAUUUUGAUAUUUUAUAUUUUAUUUUGAUGUUUUAUAUUUUUAUUUUAUAUUUUAUACAAUGUUUUUUUUUAUACAUUAUAUGAUUUUGUAGUAAAAUAUUAAAAAUAUUUAUACCUACUUUACUUUCAUAUAUUUUUUUUAUUUCAAAGAAUAGUUUGUUUCAAAGCGUGGUCAUAUUCAAAGAGCCUGAGAGUUCCGUUGUAGGAUUUCCUUGAGCUUAUUUAAACGUUAUUAAAUAGAUAAAAAAAUUAUAAGAGUGGAGAGAAAUGUUCAAUAUUUAUUGUUUGAUAUAUUAUUCCUGAUUUACGUAUGUUAUAAAGGUAGCAAUAAUGUGUAAACAUUCCAAAGAUAUUCUAUAUAUUAUGAUUGUUAUAUAUUAUGUUAUAUUGUAAUAAUAUAUUCCUAUAUUGUGAUGUCAAUUCCCGUGACUACCACUGACAAUAAUGUUGUGACUUCUAGAUAUAAUAUAUUUAAAAAUCGUAAUAAUUUUCAUUAUAAUUUUAAAGUUCUAUUUUGUAUAAAUAAAGCAAUUAUGAAUGUGUUUUUAUUGUUCCUAAAAUGAUUGCUAUUGCUGACUCGCUUCGUUGGUAUAAAAGUUGUAUAAUUGUUUAUAAAUUAAUUUUAUAUAAUUAUGUAAUACAUACAAUCGUUAUUAAGUAGGUAGACGUACAUAAAAAUGUCCUAAUAAAAAUUGCGUAAAUUGUU
Messenger RNA from Spodoptera frugiperda (fall armyworm), 3399 nucleotides. Its product is annotated as sideroflexin-1-3. NCBI's taxonomy places the organism in Eukaryota, Metazoa, Arthropoda, Insecta, Lepidoptera, Noctuidae. Bases 225 to 1178 code for a protein of 317 amino acids. Gene Ontology annotation, molecular function: monoatomic ion transmembrane transporter activity. Gene Ontology annotation, biological process: serine import into mitochondrion; monoatomic ion transport. Gene Ontology annotation, cellular component: mitochondrial inner membrane. The record is from RefSeq and is a predicted model, not a curated record. The transcript has 9 exons.